This is a messenger RNA of Choloepus didactylus (southern two-toed sloth), 1168 nucleotides long. RefSeq names its product sorbitol dehydrogenase-like. The record is from RefSeq and is a predicted model, not a curated record. Gene Ontology annotation, molecular function: L-iditol 2-dehydrogenase (NAD+) activity; zinc ion binding. The transcript has a single exon. Lineage: Eukaryota; Metazoa; Chordata; Mammalia; Pilosa; Megalonychidae. Gene Ontology annotation, biological process: D-sorbitol catabolic process. Bases 50 to 1123 code for a protein of 357 amino acids.
UCCAAGCACCCUGCGGAGUCCAUCAUCGACCCCAGAGGGAACGAGCAACAUGGCGGCGGCGGCCCAGCCCGAGAACCUCUCCUUGGUAGUUCACGGAGCCGGGGACCUGCGGCUGGAGAACUACCCCAUCCCUGAACCAGGCCCAAAUGAAGUGCUGCUGAAGAUGCAUUCAGUUGGAAUCUGCGGCUCAGAUGUCCACUACUGGCAGCAUGGUCAAAUUGGGGAUUUCGUUGUGAAAAAGCCCAUGGUGCUGGGGCAUGAAGCUUCAGGAACAGUUGUAAAAGUGGGAUCGCUGGUAAAGCACCUAAAAGCAGGUGACCGUGUUGCCAUUGAGCCUGGUGCCCCCAGAGAAACUGAUGAAUUCUGCAAGAUUGGCCGAUACAAUCUGUCCCCAUCUAUCUUCUUCUGUGCCACACCCCCUGAUGAUGGGAACCUCUGCCGAUUCUACAAGCACAAUGCAGAUUUCUGCUACAAGCUUCCUGACAACCUCACUUUUGAGGAAGGGGCCCUGAUUGAGCCUCUGUCUGUCGGGAUCCAUGCCUGCCGGCGAGCUGGAGUCACCCUGGGGAACAAGGUCUUUGUCUGUGGAGCUGGGCCAAUUGGACUGGUCACUUUGCUUGUAGCCAAGGCAAUGGGAGCUGCUCAAGGGGUGGUAACUGAUCUGUCUGCCUCUCGGUUGUCCAAAGCCAAGGAAUUAGGGGCCGAUCUCAUCCUCCAGGUCUCCAAGGAGAGCCCUCAAGAAAUUGCCAGUAAAGUAGAAAGUCUGCUGGGAUGCAAGCCGGAAAUCACCAUCGAGUGCACGGGGGCAGAGGCCGCCAUCCAGGCGGGCAUCUACGCCACCCGUUCUGGUGGGACCUUGGUGCUAGUGGGGCUGGGCCCCGAGAUGUCCACCGUGCCCCUCGUGCAUGCGGCUACCCGGGAAGUGGAUAUCAAAGGCGUGUUUCGAUACUGCAACACAUGGCCGAUGGCAAUUUCAAUGCUUGCAUCCAAGUCCGUGAAUAUUAAGCCCUUGGUCACCCAUAGGUUUCCUCUGGAGAGAGCUCUGGAGGCCUUUGAAACAUCCAGAAGGGGACUGGGGCUGAAGGUCAUGCUCAAGUGUGAUCCCAAUGACCAGAAUCCCUGAUGUUAAUUGGGGUCUGCCCUCAUCCCCACUCUCCCAGUAUUUCGG